This is a messenger RNA of Musca vetustissima, 369 nucleotides long. Its product is annotated as probable insulin-like peptide 3. The transcript has 2 exons. Gene Ontology annotation, molecular function: hormone activity. NCBI's taxonomy places the organism in Eukaryota, Metazoa, Arthropoda, Insecta, Diptera, Muscidae. The record is from RefSeq and is a predicted model, not a curated record. Gene Ontology annotation, cellular component: extracellular region. The coding region runs from base 1 to 369 and encodes 122 amino acids.
AUGAAACUUUUAGCUGCUCUCGUGUUUUUGGCUAUUUGUUAUGAAAUUCAAUCGGCAGCAACUCGAUUCUGUGGUCAAAAUUUGGUUCAGGUUCUGGACGCUGUGUGUGUGGAUGGUUUCUAUGGAAUGCAGAUUAGUAAAAAAUCUACCAAUAAACCAAUGUUGCAUGGUCUGACAGAUAUAAUUGGAUUUAAUGAAAUCGACGGUGAACCACAUUAUGAUCCCGACUCCCAACUCAGUCGUAUGUUGCACAGUGAAUCAAUGAAUGGAUUGGCAAAAACUCGCCGACAACGUCAUUUAAAUGGUGUUUAUGACGAAUGCUGCCGUAAGGGUUGUACAUUGCAAGAACUCGCCGGAUAUUGUCUCUAA